AGAAAAGAAAAGCAUCAAGUUGAGGCAGAAUCGCAGUUCCCCGAAGCAUAAACCCCCACAAAACCCUACCGUCAAAUCCAAUCUCUCAAUUCCGAAUGGCAAGUAGAAAAAUGGGGAAAAUUCCACAGGCUUUCAGGAGGGUAGCCGCUCAAUCCCCAGCUUCGACUCUCCUCAAGCCGAAAACCUCUUCCGCUUUGCAGGCUGAGAAAGCCCCACCACCAGUUCCUCAUUGGCAAAGGCAGAAGAAAUUUUCCGAGAAAAGACCCGUCGCAGAGAACGAUUUCGCAGCAAAAUCUCCGUCGCUAAUUUUCGAGUCUGCAAAUCUCUCAGACGCCAAAUCUCUUUUCAACUCCUUCAUUUCCUCCACCCGGGACGCCCCUUCAGAAGCCAGCUUCUACAAUUCAAUUCUGCAGUCAUUUGCUGCCGUUUCGUCUAUCCAAGAUUCGAUCUUCUUCCUCAAUCACAUGGUCAAGAAGCACCCCCCAUUUUGCCCCAAUCGUUUUACUUAUCAUAUACUUCUUAAGCAGGCUUGUUCGUCGGCAGAUGAGGAGUCUCUCUCUGGUGUACACAAUGUGCUCAACCUCAUGACAAACAGCGGGUUUCCGCCCAAUCAGGUGUCAACGGAUGUUUCCGCGAGGGCCCUCUGCGAAUGUGGACGAGAGGAGCAUGCUGUCGAGCUGGUUAAAGAGCUUUCGACCAAAAAUUUGCUUCCUGAUACGUAUACUUACAAUUUUAUGGUGAGACAUUUAGUAAAGAACAGGUCUGUAAGUUCUGCAAAUUCGUUUAUAACUGAUAUGAAAGUGUUUGUUAUAAAUCCGGACCUUGUGACAUACACUAUAAUGAUUGACAAUGUCUGUAACACGAAGAAUUUAAGGGAGGCGAUGAGGUUGCUAAGAGUGUUGAGUGAGGAAGGGUUCAAGCCUGAUUGCUAUGUGUACAAUACAAUUAUGAAGGGCUAUGCUCAUUUGAGUCAAGGAGGUGAUGUAUUGGGAGUGUAUAAGAGAAUGCUGGACGAGGAGGUUGUACCGGAUCAUAUUACUUAUAACACUUUGAUAUUUGGAUUGUCGAAAUCGGGUAGGGUUAAGGAUGCUAAGAAAUUUCUGCAAGUGAUGACUGAGAAAGGUCAUACACCAGAUGCCAUUACUUAUACUUCGUUGAUGAAUGGAAUGUGCAGAGAAGGAGAUGCGUUGGGGGCGUUAGCAUUGUUAGGGGAGAUGGAAUGGCAGGGGUGUAGUCCAAAUUCAUGUACUUAUAACACUUUGCUUCUUGGACUGUGUAAGGGCAGGCAGUUGAAUGAAGGACUUAAAUUGUAUGAAAUGAUGAAGAAAGGCGAUAUAAAGUUGGAAACAGGGUCAUAUGGGACACUUUUAAGGGCAUUGUGUAGGCAAGGCAGAGUUGCUGAAGCUUAUGAGGUUUUUGAUUACGCAAUUGAGAGCAAGAGCAUACCAGAUAUUGCGGCUUAUUCAACUUUAGAAAGUACUCUUAAGUGGUUGAAGAAAGCCAGAGAGCAAGGUCUUGUUGUUUGACAAAAACUGGUCACUUCAAGUUUUUGUCUUUAAAUUUUUGAAGGUUCAUUAUUAUAGUGAUAUAUCGACAAUAUUUACACUUGUGUAGAAAGCAAACUUGUUAGAAACUGUUGGGAUUGAGAUCGAACUCUAUCUGUGACAUAUGCCAAUGGAUUGAAAGCAUUGAGAUACUUGUACAGUUUCAGUCUUUUUGAAGUGAUGGAUUUUUCUUGUAUGUGUUGCAUUACAGUAGCACCAUAUAGAGCAUCUGCUAUAUCAGACUUUACUUGGGUGGUAUUUGUAAGUCUAACCAACUCUGUAGUUUCAGCUUAUAUUCGUCUUCUUCUCCACAGACAAUGCUCAUACGGGCACAUGCUUGAUGUCUCUUGUUGCUGCAGUGUAAUAAGCCAUGAAUUGCUCAAUUCUUAGGCUCUAUUUUUGUAGUGGAGCUGCAGAAAUCUCAUACUAGUUGUUUCUUGAAAGGUAGCCAUCAUAUAUAAUCAAGUUGUUUCCAUUUGAUUCUUUGUAUGGGGAUAAGAUUUUUGAAUAAUCUUUUACAUAUAUAUAGAAAUUAAAUGCCUCUGCCUAUCUCUAA
Salvia miltiorrhiza (redroot sage) is the source of this 2100-nucleotide messenger RNA. Its product is annotated as pentatricopeptide repeat-containing protein At2g17670. The coding region runs from base 96 to 1526 and encodes 476 amino acids. Gene Ontology annotation, molecular function: protein binding. The record is from RefSeq and is a predicted model, not a curated record. NCBI's taxonomy places the organism in Eukaryota, Viridiplantae, Streptophyta, Magnoliopsida, Lamiales, Lamiaceae. The transcript has 2 exons.